Phlebotomus argentipes is the source of this 2621-nucleotide messenger RNA. It is a transcript of the gene Kap-alpha3, whose product is annotated as importin subunit alpha-3. Gene Ontology annotation, biological process: NLS-bearing protein import into nucleus. Gene Ontology annotation, cellular component: cytoplasm; nucleus; nucleoplasm. Bases 229 to 1746 code for a protein of 505 amino acids. Gene Ontology annotation, molecular function: nuclear import signal receptor activity; protein binding. The transcript has 5 exons. The record is from RefSeq and is a predicted model, not a curated record. Lineage: Eukaryota; Metazoa; Arthropoda; Insecta; Diptera; Psychodidae.
GUGUUCCGUGCAGAGAAACAAAAACGUGAGACUUUUGUGUGUGGUUGUCGAUAAAUUGCGCACUUUUCAGCGAGAAAAAGCAAAUUUCCCGUGACAAAAGGUGAUCAAUUGUGCGACAGAAGUGCCCAAGCAUAGGAAGAGCGGAUAUAUUGGUGGAAAAGCGGCGCAGUGUGUGUCAGAGAAGGAAUUGAAAAUUCGCACAUUCUCCCUGACUUGGGUCGUUCUAAAAUGGCGUCAAUAGAUCCACAUUCUAAAAAUCGCAUGCAAGGCUUCAAAAACAAAGGAAAAGAUCAAGAUGAAAUGCGAAGGCGCCGGAACGAGGUGACGGUAGAGCUGAGGAAGAACAAGCGCGAGGAGACGAUCCUGAAGCGUCGCAAUGUGCCCGUCGUGGACUCCACAGAUGAGGAUGACAACCUGUCGUCGCUGAAUCUGUACAAAUUGGUGGAGAAUGCCUCGGACGCAUCGAAUCCGGACAAGCAGCUGGCGGCAGUGCAGAGUGCCCGUCGUCUCCUUUCAUCUGACCGCAAUCCGCCGAUCGAUGACCUGAUCGCCAGCGGCAUCUUGCCGACGUUGGUGAAGUGCCUGGAGCGGCACGAUCAGUCGAUGUUGCAAUUCGAAGCUGCCUGGGCGCUGACCAAUAUCGCCUCCGGCACGUCCUUACAGACGAACGAGGUGGUGCAGGCGGGCGCUGUGCCCCUUUUCCUGCAGCUCCUCGCGUCGCCGGCGCCGAAUGUGUGUGAGCAGGCAGUGUGGGCACUGGGCAACAUCAUCGGCGACGGCCCACACCUCAGGGACUAUGUGAUAAAACAUGGCGUGGUGCAGCCGCUGCUGUCCUUCAUCAAAGCCAACACGCCGAUUCCCUUCUUGCGCAACGUCACGUGGGUGAUUGUGAAUUUGUGCAGGAACAAGGAGCCUCCGCCACCCACGGCCACCAUCCUGGAGAUUCUGCCCGCGCUCAACGUUCUCAUCCACCACACGGACAUCAACAUCUUGGUGGACACAGUGUGGGCGCUCAGCUAUCUCACGGACGGUGGCAACGAGCAGAUUCAGCUCGUCAUUGACUGCGGCGUCGUGCCGAAACUCAUACCGCUCCUCGCUCACAUGGACGUCAAGGUUCAGACGGCCGCCCUGCGCGCCGUGGGCAAUAUCGUGACUGGCAGCGAUGAUCAGACUCAAGUGGUGCUCAACUGUGACGCUCUGUCGUAUUUCCCGGCGCUGCUGAGCCACCAGAAGGAGAAGAUCCGCAAGGAGGCGGUGUGGUUCCUGUCCAACAUCACCGCUGGCAAUCAGACACAGGUGCAGGCCGUGAUCGAUGCCGGUCUGUUGCCGAAGAUCAUCGAGAAUCUGGCCAAGGGUGAGUUCCAGACGCAGAAGGAGAGCGCCUGGGCCAUCAGCAACCUCACCAUCAGCGGCAACAGGCACCAGGUGUGGCGUCUGGUGGAGGAGGGCGCUAUUGCGCCCUUCUGCGAGCUCCUCACCUGCCGCGACACGCAGGUCAUCAAUGUUGUGUUGGAUGGCAUUCACAACAUGCUGAAGAUGGGCGGCUCUCAUGUGGGUGAGAUUGCUGGCAUGAUUGAGGAGUGCGAUGGGAUGUCGAAGAUUGAGGAGCUGCAGAAUCACGAAAAUGUAGACAUUUACAAGUUGGCGUACGAAAUUAUUAGGCAAUUCUUCAGUGAAGAGGUUGAAGAGAACGAAACGAUGAUUGUGUUCGAUCAGGAUGUUCCAAUUGAAGGAUUCAAGUUUUAAUGCAAUGCUCUAUAUAUGAAAAAGAAGCCAACAAGCAACACACACACACACAGCAGACACACGGAAUCGGCGUUACUUUCUUGUCCUAUUCACCAAAAUCUUUUUUCAUAGAGGAGAAAGAAGAAAAAAAAGAAGAGAAAAAAGGAGGUUUAUCAUAAGGGAAGUUAAAGAAAAAGAUCAUAUGAGUCUCUUUCGCGUCCAGGAAUGGUCCACUCCUUCUGGGAAUCACAAGUAAGCCAUAGAGAGAUUUUAUUUUGUCAAUUUGCGAGGAUUUUGUGAUGCUAGUGAGACUAUAAUAAAUCACAGAGAGGGUACAAGUCUUUCCAGAAGGGACGAAGAAGAUGUGUUGGUCGCGCGCAUGGAGCUUUUUCACGUGAAGAAAGGAGAACCUAUAGCUCUAGCUGAUAAUCAAUAAACAACAACAGAAAGAAAAAAAUUGGGGGAAUUUAAAAAGCACGGCGCCAUAAAUUAACAAUCUUUCUUUUCUUUUUUUUUGUAAUGUUGUAAGUAAAAUAUUCUUUCUUAGACGUUCAAUGCUUUUUUAUACAUAUAUAUAUAUACAUUAUAAUAUUAAUUUAAAUGAAGAAAAGAGAAAUGAAACAGCUGAAGAGAAAUUUCAUGUAUUAGAAGUUAUAAAUAUAUAUAUUUAUAAAUAUAUAUAUAUUUAAAGAUGCCUCCUCGUUUUCUGACUUGGUAAUUUAUGAUAUACCGAGCGUGAAGUAAUUUAAAAAGAAAAAAAAAAAACAAAUGAAAACAUAUUCAGUAAGUUUUGAGAUAGAAAUCGCGUAAUAUUGAUAUAAAAAAAUUAAUUAUAUCUUCUUAAUUAUGUAAAAAAAAAACUUACUAAAAUGGAAUAAAAAUGUAGAUAAAUUUGA